Messenger RNA from Colletotrichum graminicola M1.001, 669 nucleotides. RefSeq lists its product as uncharacterized. Lineage: Eukaryota; Fungi; Ascomycota; Sordariomycetes; Glomerellales; Glomerellaceae. The record is from RefSeq and is a predicted model, not a curated record. Bases 1 to 669 code for a protein of 222 amino acids. The transcript has 3 exons.
AUGGCUGGGUUUGGCGAAACAGUCGAGUCGCUCCUGGAAACAUAUUCCAAGUGUAUAUCGCUCCUGAAGGGCUUAAAGGGGACGAACAGCAGCGGACGGCCCCGUCAACUUCGGAAGAGCAUCCGUUCCGACCGGUCUAAAGUUCGAAGUGUGUACUCCUCGCGACUCUCUAUGUCUGGUAGUGAUUUCGAGAAGGGCGAUGCUGCAGCGCGGUCCUCGCUGAGAAAAGUCAUCAAGCGCUUGACGUCUGCUAUGACACGGCUACUCCAUCCCAUAACGAGAGGGCAAAAACCUGUUAUCGACUAUCACUCACUUAGGACAUUGUCCAACUCAUCACGGAUUGAUGCUGUAAAAACCAUCAAAGAUCUCUCUCGCCGGCUCAAUGCCACAUCUUCGAAUUCGAUCUCGUCCGGAUUAGGUGAAAAGAGCAAGCGGCAGAAGAGAAACAACCUCCUAAGCAAAGCGUCCAAGCACAAGGUCAGGGAACCUCCUGGCCCUAAACUCCUCCGAGGACAAGACGAAGACGAAGAAUCAGAGAAAGAGACUCCCAUCAUCAUGGAACCCCCCGGCCACAUACACUUGCUGGAUGUGAAAGAGCGCUCCACCGGCGGCGAGAGGAUGACCCAGAAGAGCCUGAUGAGCUUACCGUACACCCAACGUACCCCUUGA